AUGGGUUGUCAGGCUUGUGUACUGGUGUCAUUUGGUGUUCUAAGUUUUAUCGAACGUUUCGUGACCAGUCAGGAUAAAGCAAUUUUCACCGCAUAUCCUCGGGAGAGUAGCGAAUUGAGGUGCACCAGCAAUUUCUUGAGAGUGUGGUGCACGAUGGGCUGGGUCCAGAUCAACAAAUAUACCUUUCGUGGCUGCGACGGGGGCGUUACAAAUGAGCGUGGUGAUACGCCUUUCCCUUUGGUCGUGGCGCACGGCAGGCCAGUUCUGUUACGACCAUCGAAUAGCGUAUUAUAUUGGCUGCUUCUUCAAAUUCUCUUUCCCAGUCAUCUUCUACAAACUCCUGUUCGACGCAUUGCCCUGAACCCUUUCCCCUCGGCUAUUAUUAUCUUCAUCAACAAACCGGCCAACUCCUGGGACACUUCUGCAGCCAGGAUGGGUUCGGUUUACUUGGCCUUCAUGGGGUGGUUUAAAGUUCGAGGUACGCAGACGCUACACCACUCGGUGUAUACCAACUUGUUCGCGGAUAUGGGGAUGUGGAACAUGGGAACCGAGUUCAUGGGAGAUCUGAAUACAUGGAGCCCCUUGACCGCGUUCAUGUCCGCACAGAUAUCGGUCAGGUUGAGCCUAUACUAUGUGCCUAAUGGCACAACCUCUCCGCCGUCAGAUCGUUGA
This is a messenger RNA of Desarmillaria tabescens, 672 nucleotides long. RefSeq lists its product as uncharacterized. The transcript is spliced from 7 exons. The record is from RefSeq and is a predicted model, not a curated record. Lineage: Eukaryota; Fungi; Basidiomycota; Agaricomycetes; Agaricales; Physalacriaceae. The coding region runs from base 1 to 672 and encodes 223 amino acids.